AUGGCCUUCGCCGCGCUUCUGCGGAAGCAAGCACUCCCGCUUGCGGGUCUGACUACCGCAUUCGUUGUUGUUCCUACGCGAAGCGCAUUUGCAGAGGAGCCCACCGAGGCUGAGAAGACAGUGCGCGUCCGAAAGCCCAUCUACGACACCGCAGGCGAGCCUUCGUCUCGCGAUGUUGCGGCAACCACACCUCUGCCUGCCUCGGGGUUCACUGAGAAGCCUGAGUCAGAGAAUGCACGCCGAUCCACAGCACCUACAGCACGACUAGCAGAGCAAAUCAAAACCUCACGACUUUUCGCACACAAAUAUGCCGUCAAGGCCGAGGAUUCAGUAAACAAUGCGCUCAACCGAUUCAUGGAUGCCGAGCACUCAUUCACAUCGACCGUCGCUUCGUUGGCACCGCCAAAGGAGAGCAAUGAGAAAUUGCUACCGGGUGGCAUAUAUGUGUUGGUAGCAACCAUGGCUGGUAGCAUCAUCAGCCGUAACCGCAACAUCCUGUUUCGCGCCGUCACACCCAUCAUCACGGGUACCGUGGCUGCGAACUACAUCAUCCCUCGAACCACCCACAAUGUUGGUCAAUUGAUCUGGCGCUUCGAAGAGAAGUACCCGGUGAUUCGCGACAACCACAUCCGGAUAGACAACGGCGUCCGACACUUCAUCGAGACCGGCAAGGCACACAGUCAGAUGGGAUUGGCCAUGGCCGAGGAGAAGAUUACAGAUGCGCGAAAGUCGGUGCAGGACUGGGUGAAGAAGGGACAAUGAUCGGCUUCAAUGUCUUGACGAGUACAACUGUUCUUCCUUCUUCCUACGGAUGGGUCAUGUCGAUAUAGAUCCGAUGCCGAUGAAAGGCACGUGUAACAAAAACAAUCCCUUUGUCCUCAAGUAGACCUGUUGGAUGACUUCUGCAGAGCAAUUUGUUCGUAUCGUCAGGAUGUGCUGCUGCUGCUCACUACUUCAAAUGCUGAGUUUCUCCGAUCUUCAUUGGUAAUUUGGUCAGGUUGUCGGAAACUUGACAUCUGUUUGCAUACAUAGCGCAUGAUGCCUCUGCUUCAGUUUGUCAAGAUCAGCAUACAUGUGCUGCUAGUUCGAUUGCAGCUCAAUCAGAUGACCUC
Messenger RNA from Dissoconium aciculare CBS 342.82, 1112 nucleotides. RefSeq lists its product as uncharacterized. The transcript has 3 exons. Lineage: Eukaryota; Fungi; Ascomycota; Dothideomycetes; Mycosphaerellales; Dissoconiaceae. Gene Ontology annotation, biological process: cristae formation. Bases 1 to 762 code for a protein of 253 amino acids. Gene Ontology annotation, cellular component: MICOS complex; mitochondrial crista junction. The record is from RefSeq and is a predicted model, not a curated record.